AUGUUGCGAAGCCUGAAGAAAUACAGAGAUGGCAUCGCCAACAGCAACGAUGGCUGGACUGACUCAGAGCGGACUCCACACCGCCGUGUUCCGAAACAGAUCAGCCAUAAAGUCCAAGCGAAAGCGGAAAGGUCGGCUGCUGUACCUGUUGGUCAGGCAUCUACCACUCUGCUUGCUCGCUCUCCACUUGCCGUCCGUCGUCAGCUCCCAGCACCUCGCUCACCUCCGCGUUUACAAACUGUCCAAUCACGUUUCGAGGAAAUUCGACUCCGCCAACGACCCUUAGAAAUUCGACGGGCACAAGUCAUCCGUGUUCCACUAUCACAAGCGGAUCACAUUCGCAAGCCAACUCUAUUUACCACCAGCAAUCUGAACAGAUCAACACCUCACAAAGACGUCCUGGAGAGCACUGUGCGACAAAGGACUGUACCGUUACCGCCGGUGGAACCACCUCGGCAGUGGGCUAGACAUCGAGCUCGAGUUCGACUCCGUCGGCCUACUAAUAAGCAUUUAACAGAUCUCAGAGCACCAUCUCGAGUGUCAGCGAUGAAUAGGGAUGUUAUCAGAGGCGAAGCUGCGACGUCAGCCGAUCUAAUCUCAGAUAGCGAUGUGGAAAAAGCGGUACUGCAAGCGAUCAUAGAGUCAUCCACAGCAUCGUCGAGGAAAAAUGGUCGAAUUCAUCGACCACCUUCCCAUCGAUUGUCCACUCAUAGCAGCAAUUCCGGUGGCGCUUCGAAAAAACCAGUGUCCUUAAGAAAAGAAGUAUCGCCGUCUACACUGGUUACGGCUACAACACGGCCUACGAAUCGACAUGUAACGCCCUUAACGAGACCACCAAUAAUCUCAACCAAGAGUACCCCAAAACUCACUACAAAAUCUCUCAAUAACGUUCAUCGUGAAGUCAUACAGAUCGUGGAACCUAUAAUAGUGAAGAGCCCAAGCGCAGUUGCAUCCCGGCCUCUUCCAUCGACAUCUAGCCCAACAAUACCACUUUUCAGCUCUUCCAGACGACGAGUAACCAGCCUUCUCAAUCGCGCACAGAAUCAGCGGGAGUUCAACCUCAAUCGUGCCCUUCACAAACAGAGCAGUACCACUCUUUCACAUCUAUCGCUUGUCUCUUCUUCUUUGCCUACACCUACAGUCACUUUCACGGAAGCGACAACAACCACUGUACCUUCUUCGGAAAAUGAAGCAAGUGCUGCCGCUCAAAUGAAUUCUCCCGAUUUCACUCCUUCUUCAAGCACUGCUGCAGAACUACCUUCCCCUGUUACAACUUCUGAUUCCUUACUCAGAACUAAUAGCUCGGACGAGAUGCCAGCGAUUGCGACGAAAACUGUCGAGUCGGAGACGGAAGUCGUCAAGGAGACAUCGGUUCGAAGAAACCUUGUGGAUCACUCGACGUCCAACGAAGAUGCGUUCGAUAUCGACCCUACAGAAUUUGAUAGAAGGCCUACAAUCAUUCCGCCUUCUAGGCCCUCUUCGAUGAGCGAAGUGAUGGAAGGCUCAGCAGACAUCGCAGAGGGACACUCCACGACGGCUUUCACCACUAUCACUACGAUCACUAUGUCUGAUGACUUGACUACUUCCACUGCAAUUCCCAAUUCUACGUUUGAUUCCAUUGAGAACGAUGCCACACAAGAGACUACAACAAACUCGACACCAUUCCCUUUAACAUCGCUGCAGGACGUGCCACUUCGGAAUGUUAUCCCAAAGGAAGAAUUAAACGCGAAUCUCAUCGAAGGGAGAAACAAAUACUCACAACAGGAUUCACUUGCUCAUAAGAUUGACUUCAACUUAGAUGGCUUGACGCCGACAUUGACACCGCCACCGUCGUCACCAUCGCCGAUGCCCAUGUCGUCAGUGCAAGAGAUUGGAGCGCCAGGAGCUGCACCACCGAAUGAUUCAGUGGUGGAAGCACUGAAUCGUGCCGAGAACUUCAUGGAGGUGGCUCGUCGUCUCCGCAUACUCCGAAGCGAAUUCCCUCAGCAACGACAGCGAAGGUGGGCGAAGAUCGACGAUGAAGUGCCGGCCAUCGCCAAUCUGCUCUAA
This is a messenger RNA of Haemonchus placei, 2049 nucleotides long. NCBI's taxonomy places the organism in Eukaryota, Metazoa, Nematoda, Chromadorea, Rhabditida, Trichostrongylidae. The record is from the annotation of a GenBank genome assembly.